CACAGAGUUUUGGGGAGUGCUUAUAAUCAACAUAUUAUUGAAGGUGCUGCUCAGUUAUUGAUCCAGUAUUUCGAGGUGUAGUUCAAUUUCACCUCCUGUAAACCUUCACCCUAAUUUCCCCGCUCCGAGCUUGGCGGAGAACAGGUCGUAAAAUGCCGAAGAGAAAGUCUCCCGAAGGUGCUGAGGGCAAAGACGCCUCUAAAGUCACAAAACAAGAGCCCACCAGAAGGUCAGAGAGAUUGUCAGCGAAACCUGCUCCUCCCAAACCUGAGGCCAAACCCAAGAAGGCUGUCGUCAAGAAGGUUGCAGAUGAAAAGGGGGCAAAGGCAAAGAAAGGUGGCGCCAAGGGCAAGAAGGAAGACGGUCCCGCCCAGAACGGAGAGACUAAGACCAAUGAGAUCUUUGUGUCCCGUCCAUGUGUCAGUGUGUCCUCCAUCCGAAGCAUGGCCCCCUCCUUGAUGUCAGUCAGGGGCCAGAGUGAGACAGUCCGAGUGAAGGGCAACUGACGCAGCAGAGGAGGCGACUGACGAGAAGGCGUAGAGACACUGACGUUCUCACCCCCCUCCGACUUCAUGGCAGCAAAACGUUAAUUUUUUUUUUAUUACUGAUGAUUUUUGUACCAUGCUCAUAUUUUUAGACUAGAUAGAUAUUAGAGACCAACAACCAGCAGCUCCACUCCACACCACAUUAUUUCCUGUAAGCUUUGAGUUUGGCUGGACUCUCCUCCCGUCACUGUUUUUAGAUCACAGUAGAACCAAAAGGUACAAUGAGGUGGUUUUAGCAGACAGCUGCACAUGUUCUUUUGUUAAAUCCUGCAAGGAGCCAUAAAUGUGACUGUUAUGCUCUUUAAACCAGCUCUGCUUUUACCUGUAAUCACUUCACAAACGAUGGAUGAUCGUUAUUGGCGUUGUGCCAUUAAUGAGAAGAUGCUCGUCGUCCCCCCCUCCCCCCACAUCCGAAGGCGAGCAUGUAUCAACCAUGCAGAGCCCAGCUCCGCAAACGCCAUGAGGAACAUGUGCAGCUUUUUAAAGACUCCUAAGUUUUAAAAUCACCACUGUUUUCCCACAAAGCUCCUUUUGUCUCUUUGUGCAAUUGUUUGUGUGUCUGUUUGAUUCCCCCCCCCCUCUCUGAACGCCUUGUCCUGCAGCAGAGUGACAUAGCAAUAACGAGUGGUGCUUCUGUUCUAGAUGGCUCUAUUGGCUUUGGACCCUUUUUGAGUUUCAUCUUGUUAGGAGAAUAUUUUGAAAUAAAAUAAAAACCUUGUGUCAUA
Nematolebias whitei (Rio pearlfish) is the source of this 1270-nucleotide messenger RNA. It is a transcript of the gene hmgn3, whose product is annotated as high mobility group nucleosomal binding domain 3. Gene Ontology annotation, cellular component: nucleus; chromatin. NCBI's taxonomy places the organism in Eukaryota, Metazoa, Chordata, Actinopteri, Cyprinodontiformes, Rivulidae. The transcript has 7 exons. Gene Ontology annotation, biological process: chromatin organization. Gene Ontology annotation, molecular function: nucleosomal DNA binding. Bases 153 to 506 code for a protein of 117 amino acids. The record is from RefSeq and is a predicted model, not a curated record.